AUGUCUGAAGAAGAGUACGAUCUCGAGCACCACAAGCAGAUUACUGCGCGUCGCAACUUCGAUAAGGUUAUCUUCGGCAAAUGGUCCAUCCGAACCUGGUAUUUCUCCCCUUAUCCCUUGAUGGAAAGCGAGGUUGAGAGUGAAGCGGCGCUUUGGGUCUGCGACAGAUGUUUCAAGUACAUGACGGAGGGUGCGGUUUGGGAAGGGCAUUGUCGGAAAUGCACUCGCCGACACCCACCGGGCAGAAAAGUCUAUCAACGAGGCGCGCACAUCAUAUGGGAGGUCGAUGGCGCGAAGGAGAAGUUAUACUGUCAAAAUCUGUCGCUUUUUGGGAAACUGUUCAUCGACAUUAAGACACUCUUCUUCGAUUGCGAUAACUUCUUAUUCUAUAUACUGACGGACGCAGAUAGCACGCGUGAUCAUGUUCUUGGAUUCUUCUCGAAGGAGAAAGUCUCGUAUGACGAAUACAACUUGGCUUGCAUCGUCGUAUUGCCGCCAUACCAGCGGAUGGGAUAUGGGAUGCUGUUGAUAGAAUUUAGUUAUGAGCUUUCGAGACGAGCAGAAACGCUGGGCACUCCGGAACGUCCGCUGUCCGACCUCGGUCUGCGAAGCUACUUAACAUACUGGAUAGCUACCAUUGUACGAUACUUACGGUGA
This is a messenger RNA of Phanerochaete carnosa HHB-10118-sp, 657 nucleotides long. RefSeq lists its product as uncharacterized. Gene Ontology annotation, molecular function: histone acetyltransferase activity. The transcript is spliced from 6 exons. Lineage: Eukaryota; Fungi; Basidiomycota; Agaricomycetes; Polyporales; Phanerochaetaceae. The record is from RefSeq and is a predicted model, not a curated record. Gene Ontology annotation, biological process: regulation of DNA-templated transcription. Bases 1 to 657 code for a protein of 218 amino acids.